UUCACAAGUAGCGUCUGCAAGUGUGGAAAUUGGUGGCCGAAGUUCCUGUCUGUGCUGUUGGAAAACGUGUAUCCACGUCCUGUUCGUUUUUAAAUAUCGUAAAAUAGAUAUUUUCACCUCUUAUUAUGUCGAAAAGACGCAUAGAAGUUGAUGACAAGCUCAGCAAGAAAUCCCGGGCAACUGGUGACAAAGGGAGUGAAGCAGAUAAAGAAAAAAAUGUAACUGAUUCUAAACCUGGUGGUUCAUCUGCAUCAAUUCCAGUAACACCAUCAAAGCCAGGGUUGACAUUAAAUCCCCUUACAGGAUUGCCCUAUACACAAAAAUACUAUGACAUUUAUCGAAAGCGCAUUGGCCUUCCAGUUUGGGAAUACAGGGAGAAAUUUUUUGAGCUUCUAGAAAACAACCAGGCAAUAGUUUUAGUUGGAGAAACUGGAUCGGGAAAAACUACUCAAAUUCCUCAAUGGUCGGCUGAGUUUGCGCGAAAACUAGGAGUUAAAAAAGGAGUCGCUUGUACUCAACCACGUCGAGUUGCUGCUAUGUCUGUGGCUCAACGUGUAGCUGAUGAAAUGGACGUCGUUCUUGGUCAAGAAGUGGGUUACAGUAUCCGUUUCGAAGACUGUUCUUCCCCCAAAACCGUACUCAAGUACAUGACAGACGGUAUGUUGUUGCGUGAAGCCAUGUCAGAUCCACUGUUAGACUCGUAUCAGCUAGUUUUAUUGGACGAAGCUCACGAGCGUACACUUGCUACUGACAUUCUUAUGGGUGUUUUAAAGGAAGUCAUUAAGCAAAGGCGUGAUCUAAAGUUAAUUAUCAUGUCUGCCACACUUGACGCGGGAAAGUUUCAAUCUUAUUUUGAUAACGCACCAUUGAUGAACGUGCCCGGUCGGACGCAUCCUGUGGAGAUCUUUUACACCCCAGAACCCGAGCGUGACUAUCUUGAAGCAGCCAUACGCACAGUCAUGCAAAUUCACAUGUGUGAAGAUAUUGUCGGUGAUGUUCUUCUCUUCCUCACUGGUCAAGAGGAAAUCGAUGAAGCUUGCAAAAGGUUGAAACGUGAAAUCGACAACCUUGGUCCUGAAGUGGGAGAAAUGAAGUGUAUUCCUUUGUACUCCACAUUGCCACCAAAUUUGCAACAGAGGAUUUUUGAGGCUGCUCCCCCAGUUAGACCAAAUGGAGCCAUCGGUCGUAAAGUGGUUAUUAGUACCAACAUCGCCGAGACCUCGCUUACUAUUGAUGGUGUUGUUUUUGUUAUUGACCCUGGUUUUGCUAAACAAAAGGUUUACAAUCCUCGCAUUCGCGUCGAGUCUUUACUCGUUUCUCCUAUCAGCAAAGCAUCAGCUCAGCAACGUGCUGGGCGUGCCGGGCGUACGCGACCAGGAAAAUGUUUUCGUCUUUACACAGAAAAAGCCUACAAACAAGAGAUGCAAGACAACACAUAUCCUGAAAUUCUUCGCUCCAACUUGGGAUCAGUCGUCAUUAAUCUUAAAAAAUUAGGCAUCGACGACCUUGUUCAUUUUGAUUUCAUGGACCCUCCAGCUCCCGAGACUUUGAUGAGAGCUCUAGAGUUGCUGAAUUAUCUCGGUGCUUUAGACGACGAUGGUAACAUGACCGAGUUGGGAGCAAUUAUGGCUGAAUUUCCCCUUGAUCCUCAAUUGGCCAAAAUGUUGAUUGCUUCUACGGAAUUCAACUGCUCCAAUGAGAUCCUUUCGAUUACGGCUAUGCUUUCCGUCCCACAAGUUUUUAUGCGUCCACUGGAAGCCAAAAAGGCUGCUGACGAGGCCAAGAUGCGCUUUGCUCAUAUUGACGGUGAUCACUUGACUAUGCUGAACGUCUAUCACGCAUUUAAACAAAAUAUGGAAGAUCCUCAGUGGUGUUAUGACAAUUUUGUCAACUACCGGUCAAUGAAAUCGGCCGACAAUGUGCGACAACAGCUUUCCCGUAUUAUGGAUCGCUUCAAUUUAAAACGCACAUCCACCGAAUUCACCUCAAAGGACUACUAUGUUAAUAUUCGUAAAGCACUCAUUAGCGGUUUCUUUAUGCAGGUUGCCCAUUUAGAACGAACGGGUCACUAUCAAACUAUUAAAGAUAACCAAGUGGUACAACUUCACCCUUCGACUUGCUUGGAUCACAAACCGGAAUGGGUUAUUUACAACGAAUUUGUUUUGACCACUAAAAACUACAUCAGAACUUGCACCGAUGUUAAACCGGAAUGGCUUAUCAAAGUUGCUCCUUCUUAUUAUGAUAUGAGCAAUUUCCCAGAAGGACCGGCAAAGAGACAACUUGAACAGAUAAUCAACCGUCUAGAGAGUCGAGAAUAUCGGAAUUGAAAACGGGCUUAAAAACACCUCUUACACUUACUUUGUAAAGUCGACCGAUCAUCAGUUUCCAUGAAUUGAUUCGAGGCGAAGACAUUCCGACUUCUUUCGCAAACAUCAAAGCUUAUUCAAAUAUUACAUUUAAUCGGAAAUCAAGCAGUCGAAUAUUACAAUUGUAAUCUUUAACAAAAUGUGCACACGUUGCAUCAAUGUCCAACAUUGAAAAUUUCGAGAUGGUACAAUACAUGGAGUAUCAUCGAUA
Messenger RNA from Daphnia pulicaria, 2577 nucleotides. It is a transcript of the gene Dhx15, whose product is annotated as putative pre-mRNA-splicing factor ATP-dependent RNA helicase PRP1. The record is from RefSeq and is a predicted model, not a curated record. Lineage: Eukaryota; Metazoa; Arthropoda; Branchiopoda; Diplostraca; Daphniidae. Gene Ontology annotation, cellular component: spliceosomal complex; intracellular anatomical structure. Gene Ontology annotation, molecular function: RNA binding; ATP binding; RNA helicase activity. The coding region runs from base 126 to 2327 and encodes 733 amino acids. The transcript is spliced from 15 exons.